Molecule: messenger RNA, 1767 nt
Organism: Papaver somniferum (opium poppy)
Lineage: Eukaryota; Viridiplantae; Streptophyta; Magnoliopsida; Ranunculales; Papaveraceae
Product: probable DEAD-box ATP-dependent RNA helicase 48
Exons: 1
Coding region: 211-1293 (360 amino acids)
Source: RefSeq, a predicted model, not a curated record
GAUAAAACCCUCUGAAAAAUCUGAACCAUUCAAUCAAUAUCUUCGAUAACCUCAGGGUUUAUAGAAUUUCCCUUGAACUCCUUCCUUUCGUUAACGAUGGAACUAUUCCGAAUGUCAUCGUUUCAUCUGGGUUUUAAUUAAUUCAAUCUGAUUCUGACAUUUUUUUCAAUAAUUUCAUUCAUUACUUGAAGAAAUCGGAAAGCAACAGCGAUGACUAUCCAAAUGUCUGCAAGUAUACCUACUCAAUCCCAAAACUUGUCAUCAAUUAGAACGUUAACAUGUCUAAAUCAGAUGAAUUUCCUUACAAAUUUUUCACAACUUUCAUUAAACAAAAUCGCCACAAAUCCACUAAGAACAUCAAUUAUUCGUAUGGGAGGAGGUCCAAGAACAUUUCCAGGCGGAGUAUCAAAAUGGCAAUGGAAAAGAAUGCAACAAAAGAAAGCAAAACAAUUACUUAAAGCUAGACUAUGUAGAGAAAAACAAAUUUACGAAAUGCGGAAAAGGGCAGAACUUAGAGCUGCAGUGUCUGAAUUAGAAAAGCCAUGGGAAAUUGUUGAAAAGGCACCAGCAUUAUUUUCAGUUAGAGCUGAUGAACAAUUGAAAGUUUUAGCUGAUAGGUUUCAAAGACCUGGUGGAUAUGAUUUAUGGUCUGAUAACGAUGGGCCUCAAUUGUUUCAGCAUGGCGGUGAUGAUUUUCCUUCUGCGAGGUUUUUUCCUAAAGGAGUUGUUCAUAGUAUUAAACCUUAUGAAAGUAUUAGAAGUGAAGAAAAUUCUGAUGGUUUUAAGGGUUUUAAGGAAUUCACUUUGCCUAACGGGAAAAGAGGUAAAGGGUCUAGGAGAUUUCGUUCUAGAGGUAGAAGCGAGUCGGAGAGUGAAGGGGGAGAAGAUGGUGAACUGGAAUUAAGUAUCAGCAGCGAUAGUAACGCAGGGAAGAGGCCUAGUUCAGAGAAUUCUGGUUUAAUGGGUAGGCGGGAAGAGGGUAGUAGUAUUGGUGGGAGGGGGAUGUCCAGGGAGUUUAAUUUGGGUAGAGCGAAAGAGGGUUCUUCCCGAGGAAGCUCGAGGAGAAAAGGGAGUAGAGGAAAUCUUGGUUCACAGGUUCCAUACGGGUUGAAAUCAGAUAAUGAAGAGAAAAAUGAGUUUCCUUUCAUGGGCAGAGGAAGAGGCAGGGGCCGAGGUCGAGGUCCAGGAAGAGGUGGCAGUGAUAAUGAGCGUCCAUAUGAUACAAGGAAAGGUUUAUCGAAACCCAGUGAUCUUAGUGGAGAAAUUUAUGACAUGAGUUUGAAACAGGAUUGAAGGUACGAAUUGUAGUAAUAUGGUAGGGGACAAAUGGUAGAGUUACAUUUGGAGUUGACUCAUGCAAUCAUGCUAGAUGGACACAGUUAUAAAGCAAUACAUCUAUAAUACUAUGUUAGGAUUGUAGAUAUACGGGCGAUGGAAGAUACAGGUUCAGAGGGGAGUUUCAUGGGCUGAUUCUGAAGUGCCAAUUAGGUAACGGGUCUCGAACUUUAACAUUGGUUAGUAACUAUAUAUAGCUUUUAAUGGUUCUAUAUGUUUGGCUUUUCAACACAUGUUUACAUGAUUGUGAAGUGCGUACUGUUUAUUUAGGGAAUCCCUUUGUGGACAACUUGUAAUACUCUUUGUAUAGCUGAGUUUGGUUCAGCUAAACUUGUUACGACGCUCAGUAAACCUUAUUGCUGCUGACCAAACAAGGGCCAUGUAAAUGGGUUUUAUGCUUAUUUACAAGGAGACCGGGAAUCUUUUACUGAA